CGCUGUCCCCGGACCAGCUGUUAAGGUACAAACCAACAUCCUGGAAACUGGGAUCAGUAGAUGUAGUCAUGUCGUUGAGGAGAGCCUUACAUUUCGUGUUUAAAGUGGGCGAUAGGAACAAGACAGCCGCGUUUUACCGCGAUGUCCUUGGCAUGCAAGUACUUCGACAUGAGGAGUUUGAAGAAGGCUGUAAGGCAACUUGUAAUGGUCCGUAUGAUGGGAAGUGGAGUAAGACUAUGGUGGGGUUUGGUCCAGAGGAUAACCAUUUUGUGUCAGAGCUGACGUACAACUACGGUGUUGGAGAGUACCAGCUGGGUAAUGAUUUCCUGGGCGUCACUCUGCAGUCCAGCCAGGCCGUCAGCAAUGCCCGCCGGCUCGGGUGGCCCCUCUCGGAGGCAGGGCGGGGGAUCUACCUGGCCAAGGCCCCAGGGGGGUACUCUUUUUACUUGGUGGAUGAGGAGCAGCCCCAGACAGACCCCGUCCAGAAGGUCUCCCUGGGUGUGUCAGACCUACAACGUUCCACACACUACUGGUCUGUCCUCCUGGGGAUGCAGAUACUGGAGAGAGAUGCUGAGAGGAAAUCGGUCCUACUGGGAUUCGGAGAUGGACAGUGCAAACUGGAGCUCUGUGACAUCGGCGGCCCAGUGGACCACGGCACAGCUUUCGGGAGGAUCGCUUUCUCCUGCCCUCGCACACAGUUACCUGACAUUGAGGCAAUAAUGAAGAGGGACAACCAGACAAUCCUCACGCCCCUCGUCAGCCUGGACACACCUGGGAAGGCCACCGUGGAAGUGGUCAUACUCGCUGACCCGGACGGCCAUGAGAUCUGCUUUGUGGGCGACGAGGCAUUCAGGCAGCUCUCCACAGUGGACCCCAACGGAAAUGCCCUACUGGAUGCAGCGAUUGCAGCGGACAAAAGCGACGAAUGGUUUGCCAGACACAAUAAACCGAAGGCUUCUGCCUGAGAGGCCAGAGCAGCGGCAGUAUCGGGGCUUUGCUGUAACGUGUGCAGUUUCAUUUGACAUUGCAGCAACAUUUCAAACCCUUCUGCAUUCAACACAAGCGGUGUUAUCUGGACUGCUAGCUGAAUGUGACUUAAACUGUUUGCUUUUUGUAAUGUGAAACGUAGCAUGAUUAAAGAAAGCAAUAAUCUGCCUUUUCAGUAA
Brienomyrus brachyistius is the source of this 1166-nucleotide messenger RNA. RefSeq names its product glyoxalase domain containing 4 (gene glod4). Bases 69 to 965 code for a protein of 298 amino acids. NCBI's taxonomy places the organism in Eukaryota, Metazoa, Chordata, Actinopteri, Osteoglossiformes, Mormyridae. The record is from RefSeq and is a predicted model, not a curated record. The transcript is spliced from 9 exons.